Molecule: messenger RNA, 1104 nt
Organism: Erythranthe guttata (spotted monkey flower)
Lineage: Eukaryota; Viridiplantae; Streptophyta; Magnoliopsida; Lamiales; Phrymaceae
Product: thaumatin-like protein
Source: RefSeq, a predicted model, not a curated record
AGGAAGAGAAAAAAAAAAAAAAAAGACGCAAGGUUUCUUCACCUCUUCAAAUCAUGGCCCUUUACCUUUUUAUUCUCAUCAUUUUACUCACUACACCCCCGAGCACCAGCACCCCUACAACGGUGCUUACGCUGUACAACAUGUGUGACAAUGAUAUUUGGCCAGCGUUCCAAGGCCGACCCGAGGAUAGUGUCCCGAGGAACGGCGGGUUCCAGUUGAGCGCCGGACACGCGGUGUACAUCAAAAUGCCCCCCCAGUGGGCCGGUCGUAUCUGGGCCCGCACUGGGUGCAUAUUUGAUCGUAAGGGCAACACCACCGGAAACUGCCUCACGGGAGACUGUGCCGGUGGCAGCCUGGAGUGCGCCGGAAGAGGCGGGCAACCUCCGAUGACGUUGGCAGAGUUCACCUUCGGAGUCGGGCCCAUGGAUAUAUACGGCAUCAGUAUCGUAGACGGCUUCAACAUCCCGAUGGUAAUUUGGCCAGGUGGGGUGGCAUUUGAACACCCAGUCAAGGGAAAUUGUUCCGUCCCUGACUGCGCCGACGUGAACAAGCGUUGCCCCGAAGAAUUGCAGAUAAAAGGAAGCCAGGGAGAGAUAGUGGCCUGCAGAAGUGCCUGCAACGCUUUCCAUACGGAUGAAUACUGUUGCGUAGGUGCAUACAGCAGCCCCGGAGCAUGCAAGCCCACCAACUACUCAAGAAUUUUCAAAGACGCAUGCCCGGACGCCCGUUCAUAUGCAUUUGACGAUGCAUCUCACACUGACUGCCAAAGAGGAGUUAGCUACACUGUUCGGUUUUGCUGAACAUAUCCAGCUUUCUCUGCUUUUUUCUUUUUCUGUGUUUUGGGAUUGAUAAUAAUAAUAAGUAAAAUAGUGAAAAUGCAAGUAAAAGUGUAAAACAAAUUUCUUAUUUGGUUAAAUGGUAAAAUGAUAAGUAAAGUAAUUUGAGGAAAAAGUUGAAAACAUUUGUACUAAAAUUGAGUAAAUCCGUUUAUAAUACGUUAGUGAAUGAUGUAGUGAUAUCUUGACUUUCUCAUUUAUCUUGACGUUAGUGAUCUUUUAUUAUUUCACCUUUCUAGACUAUUUUGCACCAAAAUUUAAUGUGUGU